Messenger RNA from Colletotrichum karsti, 1632 nucleotides. Its product is annotated as glutamate-1-semialdehyde 2, 1-aminomutase. The record is from RefSeq and is a predicted model, not a curated record. Gene Ontology annotation, molecular function: transaminase activity; pyridoxal phosphate binding. The coding region runs from base 1 to 1632 and encodes 543 amino acids. The transcript is spliced from 3 exons. NCBI's taxonomy places the organism in Eukaryota, Fungi, Ascomycota, Sordariomycetes, Glomerellales, Glomerellaceae.
AUGGCACCCAACAUCGUUGUUGUCCAAAAUGCAAACGAGAUUGACCCAGAGAAUCACGACGGUGCUGGAGUCUACUCCGACUUUGUCGGUACCAAAACUGGAGAGCACGCUCUAACAGCCGGAGUCUGGGAUAUCUAUGACUUCGAGGAACAAACUCCUUCAGGAGUAUCUGAAACCACCGAGGUCAAAUACAUCAUCAGAGGCGAGGCGGUCAUCAAAAAUGAAUGGACUGGGGAAACAUACACGCUCAAGCCUGGCUCCCUACUUUGGAUUCCAGUCGGUGCCAAGAUGUCUCUUAUCAAAUCAAACAACUGCAGGGCCAUUUACGCCGAGGUGAGACACAUGGUUGAUGUCAACGCUGAAGGUGACGGCGAGGAUCACGGAAACGCACUUCAAUCCCACCUUGAAUCUCUCAUUGCCAAGUUUAUCGAGAACAACCCAAGUUCUCGGAAGGCAAUCGAGCGGGCGCGAGUCGGUAUACCGGGAGGCAACACUCGUUCAGUGUUGGACUGCGAGCCGUUUCCUCUCGUGGUCAAAUCCGGUAAGGGUGCCACCUUGACAUCUGUCGAUGGAAAGACCUUCACGGACUUCCAGUCGGACUUCACUGCUGGCCUGUUUGGGCACUCCAAUCCAGAGCUUGAAGAGGCAAUUACCAACGCCGCCAGAAAUGGGCUUAGUUUCGGCGCCGUGACGGAGCUCGAAAGCGAGCUCAGCGAGUCCAUUAAGCAACGCUUUGCCAGCAUCGACCAGAUUCGCUACUGCAACUCCGGCACUGAAGCCAAUAUUUACGCUAUCGCGGCCGGCUUGGUAUACUCGGGUCGACAGAAGGUCCUUGUCUUCGAUCAUGGCUAUCACGGCGGUACACUGAGCUUUGGCGACCGACCCAAUCUCUUGAACAUACCCCAUUCUUAUGUCGUCGGAACUUUCAACGAUAUCGAGAAAACGCAACCGUUACUCACCGAGGAGAUUGGCGUCAUCAUCAUCGAGCCCAUGCAGUCGGCCGGCGGCAUGCGCCCUGCGUCGAAAGAAUUCCUCACGUUCCUGCGCGAGUCCGCUAGCGUCCGAGGCGCAGUUCUCAUCUUCGACGAAGUUGUGACUUCGCGGCUCGACUAUCACGGAAUGCAGGGUAAGCUCGACAUCCAACCGGACUUGACAACCCUGGGCAAGUAUCUUGGAGGUGGUCUGCCAUUUGGCGCAUUUGGCGGCAAAAGGGACAUCAUGGCGCAGUUCGACUCCAAGUCUGAUGCUUCCGUAAAGCUGUCUCACUCAGGCACCUUCAACAACAACGUCUUGACAAUGAGUGCCGCAGUUGUUGCCGGAAAGCUCGUUACUGAGUCUGCCAUUAAGAGAAUCAACAAGCUCGGCGACAGGGUCAGAGACGGCGUGAACGCAGCAGUGCAGGCGUCCGGAAAAGACGUCAAAAUCAUCGGCUUAGGAGUGGGAAGCUGCGUGGGCCUAUAUUUCCCCGGUCCCGAGGGCGACUCUCUUCGGGAGGUGCUGUUUUUCCACCUGCUCGAGGAUGGGGUUUGGAUUGGUCGAAGAGGUUUCCUGGCGCUUAACUUUGCGCAUACGGAUGAGGACGUUGAUCAAUUUUUGGACGGGUUCAAGACGUUUUUGGAGUCUUAUGCUUGA